UAGAGAUCUGUUUCGAGCCUCUUUCCAUGGUUCCUUCGACGGACGGUAUCUUUUAGGAGACGAUUUUUCCUAAACUCCCCAAUCUCAUUACUUUUUUCUCGAUUCUCUACUCACCAAGAAGAUCGAUUACUAGUGAUUCGUUGGAUCGAGUUUUUCUCGUGACGGACUAGUGAUUGGUAUGAUUCUUUGAACUUUUCUGCUACGUGGUUUUGUUUGGUAUGAUUGUUGAUGUUUCUAGGUUAAUAUUUGCUUUCAGAAUUUGCGUAAUUAUCGUCUGUUUGUUGGAAGGCAAGUUUAUAUGUCAAGAUUUUUUUUUGUUUUUUUAAUCUUUUGACUAGGGAUUAUAAGUUCUUGUCGACAGAUUAAAACAAUCUUGGUUCAUCUGCAGGAAAACCUAAAAUUAAGUAUGUACUGUGUUAUCAGUUAUGCGAUGUCAAAUUAUGUUAAAUCGUGUAAGAAUUGCUGCCAUAUGGUUUCGUAUUGAAGUAGAUCAAGAGAAAAGGAAUUGAUUGAUAUUUUUUUCUAGAAACUAGCAAAAAGGGGUACCCUUUCUUUCUUGGUCAAGAUCUCUACUUGCUUAACUUGCUGAUCAAUUUUCUGGUUUUGUUGAAUGGAGGUUUCAAGAAUUUGUUAGAGUCUUGGAGUAAUGAAAUUCUAUUGAUUGUCACUAUGUUGCCUUGGGUUGCUUGUAGGCUCUUAAUAUGGGCAUGAAUAAAUUAUCAUUAGUAUGUCUACCUCUUUACAUAUCUGAUUGUGGUUGGGGUUAAUAUGUAUUUUGUUGGUUGUCAACUUGUUAGUUACCUUUUUGUUAGUGGCUAUGUAAUGGGUAGAUGAAGGCUUGACACAGGACGGAUUUUGGACUUGGAAGAAGACAAGGGACUCGUAAAACUUUCAAGGAACUAGGUUUAAAGGGCUUCAUACCAACAAAACACAGGAACAAUGUCCCUUGCUCGGCCUCAUCAUGCAGAACACAGUCAAGUUCCUGGUGAUUUCAGAUCUUCCUUUGGAAGAAAUUACCAUCACAUGUAUGGCUCAGCCUCCUCAGCCUUUACGACCAACAGGCGUUACAUUAAUAAUAACCAUAGAAGAAGCUAUAACAACUCCCAUGACUUCUCAAAUGAAUCUGGGCAGCAGUAUAACGUUUACGGUUACAUUGAGCCCGAAGUUUUACCAUCUCUCAAGAGGAGGAAGUUUUCCGCCACCAAUUGGGAAAGUUAUGGUACAUCUUAUAAUCAAUCUUGCACAUAUGAAUAUUCCCCUUCAAGCUCCAAGAUCACUUCCCUUCCUCCUGUAGUGUCCGAUGCCAAUGCUAAAGCUUGUACAUCUACUAGUUGUAAGCGUGACCGUACAAGGUUUGAAGACGAGGAUGCUGAAUUUAUGUCAAGGGAUGAGAUUGAGAGGUUUUCACCUUCCAGAAAAGAUGGUAUUGAUGUCCUGCAGGAAACACAUUUGCGGUACUCUUACUGUGCGUUUCUUCAGAACCUUGGAAUUCGUCUUGAGCUGCCACAAACUACCAUUGGAACUGCUAUGGUUUUAUGCCAUCGGUUUUUUGUCCGGCGGUCGCAUGCAUCCCAUGAUAGAUUUUUGGUUGCUACUGCUGCCCUUUUUCUUGCUGCAAAGUCUGAGGAGACACCUUGCCCUCUGAACAAUGUCUUGAGAGUGUCCUCUGAAAUUUUCCAUAAGCAGGAUUUCAAUUUACUCUGCUAUCUACUCCCCAUGGAUUGGUUUGAUCAAUACCGAGAACGGGUGAUUGAAGCUGAGCAAAUGGUUCUGACGACUCUUAACUUUGAGCUUAAUGUGCAGCAUCCAUAUGCCCAUCUUACGUCCAUUCUUGAUAAACUAGGCCUUGCACAGUCACUUCUGGUAAAUCUGGCGUUGAGCUUGGUCAGUGAAGGGUUGCGUAGCUCACUUUGGCUUCAGUUUAAGCCUCACCAGAUUGCGGCUGGAGCUGCAUAUCUUGCUGCAAGAUCUUUAAAUAUGGAUCUUACGUCAUGCCAGAAUGUUUGGCAAGAGUUCUACACACCACCAUCUGUACUCAAGGAUGUUGUCCAGCAGUUGAUGGAGCUUUUUUAGAACAUAGCCUAAAUGAUGGUGGAAUUUCCUGUCUCGGUUAGACAAUUAUAUGUGUACUUUUUAUACAUGGCUUUCUGCCAUUUUUAGGUCGGACCAUUGAAGGCUGUAUAGUCGAAGCCUGUUUGUUCUUUGACUUUGAGAUAGUUGGUCAUGAAUAUGUGGUAUAGUUCUUAGCCUUUUUAUCCUUUUUAAUUCGACCAAGGGUUUGAACCUGCAACACUUGUCGUUCGGGUAAAAAAAAGAAACUUGGUAGGGACCUACUUAUAAUAUAUUUAAGAAAUAUUUUUGGUACAAUUCACUUUGGCUA
Messenger RNA from Cynara cardunculus var. scolymus (artichoke), 2380 nucleotides. RefSeq names its product cyclin-T1-4-like. Gene Ontology annotation, biological process: regulation of transcription by RNA polymerase II; positive regulation of DNA-templated transcription, elongation. The transcript is spliced from 7 exons. Lineage: Eukaryota; Viridiplantae; Streptophyta; Magnoliopsida; Asterales; Asteraceae. Gene Ontology annotation, cellular component: nucleus; cyclin/CDK positive transcription elongation factor complex. Gene Ontology annotation, molecular function: cyclin-dependent protein serine/threonine kinase activator activity. The coding region runs from base 940 to 2073 and encodes 377 amino acids. The record is from RefSeq and is a predicted model, not a curated record.